AUGCUUCUAUGCUCUAUACAGAUGAUACUAACUGGUCAUGCAUGGGCAAAGUUUUUAAUGCGUAUGCAUCCCACUGCUAUAAUUUCUAAACUUACUAAACGAUGGUAUGAAUCAAAUUCUGGGAAAUGCAUUGGACAACAAAAUAUAACACAAACAAGCAUUUUUAUAGAAGAAGGAUUAGAAAUACAAGAAGUGCCAUUAAUUGUUAGAAAAAUCAAAGAUAUUGAAACAAUAUGUAACAGUAAAGAUAAAAAAAGUAUUUCUGCUUUUAAUAAUCGUUACAAGGAUCCUGAUGUAUCUAAGAAGAAUGAUUCUCUUACAUAUAAUAUUGAAAAGAACACUAAUUCCAAGAAUAACACUAAUGUGAAGAAUAUUCCAUUAAAUCAAAGAAUAGAUAUUGAAACAGAUGAAGGAACUGCAAUAUUAUUUUGUUCAGAUCUUGACUGUUUCAAAAAUAUAGAUUUAGAAGAGACAUUGCAGGGAUUACAACUGAUUAAUGCAACUAGUGGUGUAUAUUCCAUGUUAGAGAACAAGAUAUCACAGGAAAUAAAUUGUAGAGUAGCUUUAGAAGGAUUAAAGAAAGUUAUAGAUUUAGAAAAUAAUUGGUUUAAACAAAAGUCUAAUAAAAUGCAAAAAAAUAGGCAGUUUGAGGUUGAUAAUGGUACUAGAGACAUGAUAAUGAAACAACUGAUUAAAUUAAUUAUUAAUAGUAAUGAUGCUGAGAUGAUAGUUCAAGGACUGAUAGCUCUAAAAAAAGAUAAAGUUAGUCCAGCUAGAAAUAUAUAUAGAGACUUGAUGUGUGAUGAAGCAUUAAGUCGAUCAACAGAUGGAGAAUUUUCACCUGCACAAUUAAUAAAUUUAAUAAAGAUUUUAUCAUCUUAUAAGGAUUCUAAAUAUCGUAAAUCAAUAGAUAAUUUAUGGGUGGGUAUUUUGCUUCAAGAACAUAAAAUUAAUGCAUACACAUUAGUAGCAUUAUUCAAAACAUUAAAGCAUUUUAAUCAGAGUAAAAAUAUGGUAAAACUUAUUCUUGAAAGAAAGUUCUCUGAAUGUUGGUUAGAAGUAACAGGUACACAAAUUGCAGAGAUAUUAGAUUGUUUUCAUGAUGAUGUUUCUGCGAUGAGAUGUUUAACAAGUGCUAGUAAGUGGACAAGUGUGAACAUGAAUACAUCUAGUGAAAAAGAUUUAAUAAAUUUUAUACACAGUUUACAUGUAAAAGAUUAUAUUGAUAACAGAAUUGAAAGCAUGUUACAAAAUUAUUUGAUAUCUAAAGCAUCACAAAUUAAUAAUUCAAAAUUAAUAGCAACAAUUAUGGAUUAUUGUAAGAAUUUACAGGUCAGAAAUGAAUGCAUUCUGUCAGAGUGUGGUAAAUACUUUAUGAAACAUGCUAUGAAUAUAUCAACUUCUUUAUUGCCAUCUAUUGUUACACCAUUUGGAUUUUUAUAUAUGCAACCACCAAAUAAGAUAGAAUUUUGGAAAACUUUUGAUAAUGUGUUAUCAGCAAAAUUUCAUGAUUUAAAAUUAGAUGAUGCUUUAGAUAUUCUUCUUUCCUGUACUUAUUUAGAAAAAUAUCCUAUACAAUUUUUUGAUGAAAUAUUUAUUUCACAAUUACUACAUAAAAUUCAUUUAAGAAAUCAUUCUGGUUUCUUUAAUCGUAUAAAAAAUAAAUUGAAAUUAUUGGAUGCUACCAUGUUUUUAGAGUCUAAAGAAUACCAAUCUUUAUAUUUUCCUAUAAGAAGAAUAGAGAAACCUUUAUUUUUAGAUGCUCGAAUUAGAAAAACAGUAAAUAUAAUAUAUCAACCAUUGGCAUCUUUAGUAGGAGGAGAACAAAAAUUAAGUAAAACUGUGAUUUUAAAUCGAUUACCACCUAUAAAUUUUUAUGUUCUUGACAUUCUGAUACACCCCCAUAUGAUGUCAACAUCAUUAUUUCAUUUGAAUUUAGAACAAGAGAAAAAUGUGAACAUUGCAGUUUUUAUUUAUUUACCAGAAUAUUACUGUAGAAAUACACAUCACUUAAUAGGGCCUCAAAUAAUGAGAAAAAGACAUAUUAAAAAAUUAGGUUUUAAAAUUAUGACAUUAGAUUACAUAGCAAUACAAGAAUUCUGGAAUGAAUCUACUAAAUUAUCGUCUUAUUUGUUGGAAAGAUUACAUUCCACAGAGGAUGCUUUAUAA
This is a messenger RNA of Eufriesea mexicana, 2169 nucleotides long. RefSeq lists its product as uncharacterized. Bases 1 to 2169 code for a protein of 722 amino acids. NCBI's taxonomy places the organism in Eukaryota, Metazoa, Arthropoda, Insecta, Hymenoptera, Apidae. Gene Ontology annotation, biological process: regulation of mitochondrial mRNA stability. The transcript has a single exon. The record is from RefSeq and is a predicted model, not a curated record.